Acanthosepion pharaonis is the source of this 999-nucleotide messenger RNA. The record is from the annotation of a GenBank genome assembly. Lineage: Eukaryota; Metazoa; Mollusca; Cephalopoda; Sepiida; Sepiidae.
AUGAUCUAUGUAAUUCUUUUUUUUUUCUUUCUUUCUUUCUUUCUUUCUUUCUUUCUUUUUUCUUUCUUUUUUCUAUCUAUCACAGUUUGUUCUAUCUAUCUAUCUAUCUAUCUAUCUAUCUAUCUAUCUAUCUAUCUAUCUAUUUCAGUCUAUUCAUAUCUGUCACUCUAUCUCAGUCUAUUCCUAUCUAUCUAUCUAUCUAAUUUCCAAAUCUAUCUAUCUAUUUUAUUAUCACUCUAUCUAUCUAUCUAUCUAUCUAAUUUCCAAAUCUAUCUAUCUAUUUUAGUCUAUUCGUAUCUCUCUCUCUCUCUCUCUCUCUCUCUCUGUUUCUCUCUUUAUAUCUGUUUAUUCAUAUCUAUCUAUCUAUCUAUCUAUCUAUCUAUCUAUUUCAGUCUGUUCAUAUCUCUCACUCUAUCUCAAUUGAUUCCCAUUUCUUUCUCUCUCUCUCAAAGCAAUAUCAAGUUUCUAAAAAUUAACACAUGUACACAUGCAACAACACACAAAUCCCUUUCUCUUCAUGCUAUCUCCCUCUCUCUCUCUCUCUCUUUAUUUCUCCUCUCUGUCUCUCCCUCUCUCUCUCUCUCCCUCCCUCUCUCUCUCCCUCUCUCUCUCCCUCUCUCUCUCCUCUCUCUCUCUCUUUCUCUCUCUCUCUCCCUCUCUCUCUCUCUCUCUCUCUCCUCUCUCUCUCUCUCUUUCUCUCCCUCUCUAUUCCCCAAUCUCUCUCCCUCAUCUCUCUCCCUCUCUCUCCCCUUCUCCCUCUUUGCCUCUUAUCCCUUUCUCUCAUUCUAUAUAUAUAUAUUUAUCAUUGACUGUAAAUAUUCACUUCUUCGUAAUUCUUCUAUUUCUCACUCAUACUCUCACUUAAAUUCUAUUUCUUUAUUCAUUUAUCUCUCCUGCCCUCUCUCUCUCUCUCUCUCUCUCUCUCUCUCUCUAUCUAUCUAUCUAUCUAUCUAUCUAUCGAUCGAUCAAAUCCCUCUAUCUCCCUGGCUGUCAGUCUGA